AUGAACUCCAUCUUCCUCUCAAUCGUCGCCGCCGUCGUCAGUUUCUUCUUGAUAACCCUAAUCUUCGGAUUCUUUUACUUCCUCUGCAAAUCCCUGAAACGCCGCCGUCGCACCCACCACCACCACAUCCCGCAAACCCGAGCCAUCCGUUCCGUACCGCCGGCCACGGCCGGCCGCGGCGGCGAACUCUCCUCCGUCACAAUCGACGAGAGCGCCUCCUUCGACCCGAGUCUGAACCGGGUCUCCAUGGAGGAGCUGAAGCUCGCCACCAAGAACUUCUCCUCCGAUCUCAUCAUCGGCGACGGCAGCUUCGGCUAUGUGUACAAAGCCAGCCUCUCCGACGGAGUCACCGUCGCGAUCAAGAAGCUCGAUCCGGACGCCUUCCAAGGGUUUCGCGAGUUCCGGGCGGAGAUGGAGACUCUCGGGAAGCUCCGCCACCGGAACAUCGUCAAGAUGCUCGGCUACUGCGCCUCCGGGUCGGAUCGGGUCCUGAUUUACGAGUUCCUGGAGCGGGGCAGCCUGGACCAAUGGCUGCACGACACGUACUCCCCCGUCAGCAAGGAACGGUCCGACGACUCCGUGGUGUCGGUCAAGCUGAUGCCGUUAUCUUGGGAGACGAGGAACAAGGUCGUUCGCGGCGUGGCGAAUGGGCUUAUGUAUUUACAUGGGCUCGACACCGCCAUUAUCCAUAGGGACAUCAAGGCCAGCAAUGUGCUGCUGGACUCGGACUUCGAGGCCCAUAUCGCCGAUUUCGGGCUCGCGCGGACGGUGGACGCGUCGCAUUCCCACGUGUCCACGCAGGUCGCCGGAACGAUGGGGUACAUGCCGCCGGAGUACAAGGACGGAGUGAUGGCGGCGACGGUGAAGGCAGAUGUCUACAGUUUCGGGAUACUCAUGUUUGAGAUUGCCACGGGGGAGAGGCCCAACUUGCCGAUGGUGUUCGACCGCAAGGAGAUGGGCUUGAUUGAGUGGGCUCGGAGGAUGAUGGCCCACAAUCGUUACGAGGAGAUGUUGGACGGGAGCAUGCCCGAGAAAGAGAAAGGGUUGCUGAGUGAAGAGAAAGUGAAGGAGUAUUUCAGCAUUGCUUGCAAAUGUUGCAAUGAAACAAAUGCAGAUAGGCCAACCAUGGCUGAGGUUGUGGAUUUGUUGAAUAGAUUUUCUUCAUAG
Linum tenue is the source of this 1167-nucleotide messenger RNA. NCBI's taxonomy places the organism in Eukaryota, Viridiplantae, Streptophyta, Magnoliopsida, Malpighiales, Linaceae. The record is from the annotation of a GenBank genome assembly.